AUGCCGGAUGAGAUCAGCAAUUGCUCGGAUGACAUCGAGGAGCUGGAUGAUGACACAUUGACCGCAAUCCUGGGCGACUUCGACAAGAUCACCGAUGCCGAACUUCAAGGAAUCCCGCUCCUCGAACGCCAGAACCUUGCGAUUGCUGCCGUUCAGCAAGGUGUCUCACAGCGAAAAGCAUGCACAUUCUAUCGGGUAAACCGAGGCACAGUCGCCAAUCGCAUGAGGGGUCUCCAGAAUCGGGUACAAGCUCAUGCAAAGGAGCGUGCAGUUAGUGAUGCAGAGGAGACGGUCUUCGUUGAUUUCAUCAAGGUUUUGGGAUAUCGCGGCAUUCCAUUGACAAUGGACAUGAUCACUGUGUACGCAUCACAGAUUGCAGGGAAGGAACUAGGGAAGACUUGGAGCAAGCGCUUCAAAGCUCGUCAUAAGGAGCUCAGAGUGAAAAUUGCGACACCACUCGAAGAAUGCAGGGCAAAAUCACUUGUGAAACCCGUUGUACACUCAUACUUUGCUAUGCUUCGUGAAGUCAUCAACAAAUAUCAAAUCAAGCCGGCGAAUAUCUACAAUAUGGAUGAAAAAGGCAUACAGCUUGGCGUUGCUGGACGGAUUGCGUUUGUCGUUGAUCGGGACCAAAAGAAUGUCCAGGCAAUAGCAAGUGGUAAUCGCGAGCUUGUCACCAUUCUUGAAUGCAUCUGCGCGGAUGGGACGGUUCUCAAUCCUGCGGUAGUGUUUCAGGGCUUACGUCGUGAUAAUCGAUGGGGACAGAACAACCCAUGUAACGCAAGCAUUUCAUUGUCACCAAAUGGAUGGACUGAUCAAGAACUUGGUUCACUCUGGUUACGAAAGGACUUCCAUCCACAAACCAAGCAACGUUUGAACAAUUCCGAUGAAUAUCGCCUACUCAUUCUUGAUGGGCAUAACAGCCACUGCACUUACGAUUUCGUCAUCUUCGCACGAGAUCAUAGAAUCAUUGUGGUUUGUCUGCCAUCGCAUACUACACAUGCACUUCAGCCAUGUGAUGUUGGAGUCUUCGGGCCAUUAGCAAAGAAGUGGAAAGCGCAGGUUCUCUCGGAAAGCGUCCAUGCGCGCGUAAUUGACAAGUAUAACUUUCUUCAGAACUACAGUGAAGCGAGAGACCUUGCUUUCAAGAAGCAGACCAUCUGCAAUGCAUUCCGCAAGUGCGGAAUCCACCCACUGAAUGAAGAUGCCAUCCCAAUAGAGCUCUUUGCGCCAGCCGAGAACUACACAAGCCAGGAGGCCCAGCCAGUCAAAGUCACCCUGCCUCGUCUUUUAGUCCCUGUAGAACCUGAACAUCUCAAACCGGCUGCAGAGAUUGCAUGCUCACAUUCUGACACAGUCGAUCCCGCUCCUGAUGCAGCAUCACAUCUCCACGACACCGUUGACCGCACUCUUGAUUCUUCUAGGACAUUGCCUGCCAUCUCCGGAUCUCCUUGUCAGACGGAGAAUACCAGUGCGGUCAGUGCGGCCUCUUCAGAUACUGUCGCGGACCCACCUGUUACCAACGAAAGAUCCGCUCGCUACAAAAUUGGACUGCCGAGCCCACUACCAGCGAACGCGUCACGGGAUCAAUGGAAGGAGCGGAAUGAGGAGCUACGAGGAUUGCUUGAGCAAGCCGGGCAUGAACUUGAAAAGAAUCACGCACAGCUGAUCCUCAUGCAGUCCGAGAAUGAGCGUGUCCGGCAGCAGCUCUUCAACAAGAAGUCCAAACCAAAGCGUGCAUACAACACUGGAGCUUCACGCUUGAUGACUGGAGACGAGAUGACCGCAGCCUUGCUGUUGGACGAGCAGAAGAAGAAAAUGUUAGCGAUGCAUGCCGAGCUGAAGAAGAGACUUGCCGCAAUGAAGAAGUCCGCAGCUCAAGCCCAGAAAGCGGCCAAGGAAACUGAAAAAGCGGCCAAGAAGGCAGAGAAAGCAGCGCAGAGGUUGGAGGCGGCAGCAUUGCGAGGUGUUGGCAGGGCCCGAGGCCGUGGGAGAGGCCGUGGAAGAGGAGGUGGGAGAGGCCAUGGGAGGGGAGGUGGACACAGACACGGACACGGACACGGACAAGGCAGUGCACCACACGGGGUGCGGAGUCACAGUGGUAGCGAGGACAUGGAGUCGGAAACUGACAGUGAUGGUGAUAGCGACCACGAAUCCAUUGCUCUUCCCGAUUCCGAGGACGAGCCCGAAUCCGAGGAAGAAUACAAUACAGAAGUGGCCCGGGUGCUAGACAAAGUCGAGGAGGAGGAAGAGGAGGAGGAUGGAGAGAUCAGCAUAGUGUGCAUCAAUGGACAUCGAUGGUACGAACGCAAGGAGCUCCAACUGAUGGUGGUAUGGGAAGAUGAAGACGUAACUUGGGAACCCCUGCGGACCGUGGACGACUGUACUGCUAUGGAUGAAUACCUCCAACGACAUGGAUUGGAGGACCCUCUUGAGCUUCCCAAGCGAAAAAACCUCAUUAAAAAGGGGCUGACAGCAUCAAAUGAGAGAGAAAAGUCGUAG
Messenger RNA from Mycena citricolor, 2502 nucleotides. NCBI's taxonomy places the organism in Eukaryota, Fungi, Basidiomycota, Agaricomycetes, Agaricales, Mycenaceae. The record is from the annotation of a GenBank genome assembly.